AUGCCAGCCGAGCAAACUUUAAACCUGGAUAAAUAUCCGACAGACACCAAAUUGUUGCUCUGCCAGCUAGUUUAUGAUGCAAAAGAAGGCAAUACUUGGGAGGACAUCCUCGACCGCUUCAUCAAUCACCCCAUCAUAACACGACUACAUGGCACCAGCAUAAUGGAAUUUGCUAAUAUUAAAGCAGAUGACCUUUCAACCCUCGUGAUAGGCAUUAUCAAUGACACAGUCUCAAAAGUGAAGGCUGCAGACACUUCUGGCACUACCGUAAAACAGCCGAGGGGAAGACGAUCGCAAAGAAAUAGUCACGAUGAGAAGCUGAUUGAAGAGUCAGUUGUCGGGCUUGAGUUCUUCCAGCUAUGCGAUCAUCAGGGACGUGAACUUCUUAUUUUGUGUUGUGGAAAAUUACACAAAUUGUGUGUUGCAGAGAUCAAAAGAAAGCUCAGCAACAACCGGAAGGAGUUCAGCCAGCUGAUGAGCCAGCUGACGUAA
Pichia membranifaciens NRRL Y-2026 is the source of this 492-nucleotide messenger RNA. RefSeq lists its product as hypothetical. Lineage: Eukaryota; Fungi; Ascomycota; Pichiomycetes; Pichiales; Pichiaceae. The record is from RefSeq and is a predicted model, not a curated record. Bases 1 to 492 code for a protein of 163 amino acids. The transcript has a single exon.